AUGUCGGAAAUCACUUUAGGAAGAUAUCUUUUCGAAAGAUUGCAUCAGUUGAAAGUUGAUACCAUUUUUGGCGUGCCCGGUGAUUUCAAUUUAUCACUCUUGGACAAGAUCUAUGAGAUCGAUGGAAUGAGAUGGGCUGGUAAUGCCAAUGAAUUGAAUGCAGGUUAUGCCGCUGAUGGGUAUUCCAGAGUUAAAGGAAUGGGAGCUAUUGUAUCGACUUUUGGUGUUGGUGAAUUAUCCUUGACCAAUGCUAUUGCUGGUUCAUUUGCUGAACACUGUGCUAUUUUGAAUGUCGUUGGUGUUCCAUCAGUUAAUGCUCAAGCCAAGCAAUUAUUGUUGCAUCAUACUUUGGGAAAUGGUGAUUUCACAGUUUUCCACAGAAUGUUUAAAAACAUUAGUCAUUCGAGUGCAUUUAUUUCUGAUAUCAACAGCGCUCCAAAUGAAAUUGAUAGAUGUAUUAGGGAUGCGUAUGUUUAUCAACGACCAGUUUAUGUUGGAUUGCCAUCCAAUUUGGUUGACUUAAUGGUUCCAAGUUCAUUAUUGGAAACUCCUAUUGACUUGUCGUUGAAACCAAAUGACCAAGAUGCUCAAGAAGAAGUUAUUGAAACUGUUGAGAGACUUAUAAAGGAAGCUAAGAACCCAGUAAUUCUUGUUGAUGCUUGUGCUUCAAGGCAUUCUUGUAAACCGGAAGUUGCCCAAUUGGUGGAUGCUACUCAAUUCCCAGUUUUCACCACCCCUAUGGGUAAGUCAGGUAUCAAUGAAUCACAUCCUAGAUUUGGUGGUGUUUACGUUGGUUCGUUAUCUCGUCCAGAUGUCAAGGAGGCAGUUGAAAGUGCUGAUUUGAUUUUAUCAAUUGGUGCCUUGCUAUCAGAUUUCAAUACUGGUUCAUUUUCCUACGCUUACAAGACCAAAAACGUUGUUGAAUUCCAUUCUGAUUACACAAAGAUUAGACAAGCUACUUUCCCGGGCGUUCAAAUGAAGGAAGCUUUACAAAAAUUAUUGGAAACUGUUACGUCUUCCGUCAACCCAUCAUAUACUCCAUCACCAGUACCACAACAGAAAUUGAUCAACUCCCCAGCUCCGCCAAACACUCCAUUAACUCAAGAAUACUUGUGGACCAAGGUAAGUUCUUGGUUCAGAGAAGGUGAUAUUAUUGUUACUGAAACUGGUACUUCAGCUUUUGGUAUUGUACAAUCACGUUUCCCAAACAACACUAUAGGAAUUUCUCAAGUGCUUUGGGGUUCUAUUGGUUACACAGUUGGUGCUACUUGUGGUGCGGCAAUGGCUGGACAAGAAAUUGAUCCAAAUAGAAGAGUCAUUUUAUUUGUUGGUGAUGGUUCGUUGCAAUUGACGGUUCAAGAAAUCUCCACCAUGUGUAGAUGGAACUGUAACAACACUUAUUUGUUUGUGUUGAACAAUGACGGUUACACCAUUGAGAGAUUGAUUCAUGGUGAGAAUGCCACUUAUAAUGAUAUUCAACCUUGGAACAAUUUGCAACUUUUGCCAUUGUUUAAUGCCAAAGACUACGAAACCAAGAAGGUCAGUACCGUUGGUGAAUUGAAUGAUUUAUUCCAAGACAAGGCAUUUGCUAAACCAGACAAGAUUAGAAUGGUUGAAGUAAUGUUGGCUAGAAUGGAUGCUCCUGCUAAUUUGGUUGCUCAAGCUAAGUUGUCAGAAAAGACCAAUGCUGAACCAAAUUGA
This is a messenger RNA of Lodderomyces parapsilosis, 1701 nucleotides long. RefSeq names its product indolepyruvate decarboxylase 1 (gene PDC11). The transcript has a single exon. The record is from RefSeq and is a predicted model, not a curated record. The coding region runs from base 1 to 1701 and encodes 566 amino acids. NCBI's taxonomy places the organism in Eukaryota, Fungi, Ascomycota, Pichiomycetes, Serinales, Debaryomycetaceae. Gene Ontology annotation, molecular function: magnesium ion binding; thiamine pyrophosphate binding; carboxy-lyase activity.